Molecule: messenger RNA, 1028 nt
Organism: Nelumbo nucifera (sacred lotus)
Lineage: Eukaryota; Viridiplantae; Streptophyta; Magnoliopsida; Proteales; Nelumbonaceae
Source: RefSeq, a predicted model, not a curated record
CCCUCAGUUCCUCCCACCAGCAGAUCAUGAACCCAACAUAGCUUCAUUUCUCGAAAUUCUCUUUACUAUCUUUCUGCAAGUGUAACUACUCCAAAAAGCACCAGAAUACAAACCAAAGUAUUCGUAUAGAUUCUAUUUUCAUAUUUUCUUUGUCAAGUUUGUUAACUUUAACUGUUCCCCGGGCUCCUUCAAUGGCUUCAAAGCUGAACCUUCAAUCCAACCUUUCCUUGUUCUCCCCCUGUUUUCUCUACCCUUCACCUGUUGCUGCUUCUGCUUCCCCGCUUGGAGUCAAAACUCCUAACAAACUAUCGUUUUUCGGCGUCACAUGGUCCAAAAUGCAGUACGAGAAAACCUUAGUACCUGUAUUGUCUAGACGGUUGUUCCUACCUUCGGUGUCAGGGAUCUGGGAUGCCUUGACGGGAGGCAAUUCAGCUAGUGAAGCUGUGGCUUCCAUCAGACGUGGAAUGGAACUCUUCAGACAGGGUGAUGUUGCUGCGUCGUUAAUAGAGUUCGAUCGAGCAAUUGAGCUGGAUUCUCGUCAGAGGGCAUAUCUUUGGCAGAGGGGUCUGUCUUUAUAUUAUUUGGAUAGGUUUGAAGAAGGGGCGGAGCAGUUUCGACUAGAUGUUGCACUGAAUCCUAAUGAUACGGAGGAGUCUAUAUGGUGUUUCCUCUGUGAAGCUCAAUUGUAUGGAGUGGACGAAGCAAGGAAACGAUUCUUGGAGCUAGUUUCAGCGUUUUCUAAUGCACAAGGGCACGAAUACUUUUAUGCUUCUCUAUAUGCUGGGCUUUAUUAUGAAUCCCAGAAUAAUCCAGAUGCUGCAAAGCCUCAUUUACUUGCUGCAUGUCAAUCUCCUUAUGGGCUAAGGUCCAAUGAUUAUAUGGCUUCUCUUGCCAAGGUUCACCGUCUUUGUCGAAACUGGAGCACCAAUUAAACCUUUCAGUGUUGUUGAUACUAAUAGAUAUUGAUAUAUUCGAAUUUCAUUGGAUUAUGUUUUCCGAUCUGCUUUGAUUAAAAAUAUGCUAAGAUA